Molecule: messenger RNA, 2337 nt
Organism: Schizosaccharomyces cryophilus OY26
Lineage: Eukaryota; Fungi; Ascomycota; Schizosaccharomycetes; Schizosaccharomycetales; Schizosaccharomycetaceae
Product: MCM complex subunit Mcm7
Exons: 2
Coding region: 1-2337 (778 amino acids)
Biological process (GO): DNA replication; double-strand break repair via break-induced replication; DNA replication initiation
Cellular component (GO): nucleus; MCM complex
Molecular function (GO): single-stranded DNA binding; ATP hydrolysis activity; ATP binding
Source: RefSeq, a predicted model, not a curated record
AUGGCUCUUCCCACCAUCGACUUAAAGAUUCCCGAAUAUGAGGAAUGUCAGCAUAAAAUUACAGACUUUUUAUCGCAUUUCAAACAAGAGGUGGUGCCUUCUGUAACAAGCGCUGGUUUAGCCGCUAGAAACCGAGAAGGAUCAGACGAAGAUGAUCUUCUGAUGGAAGAUAUCCAGCCCGCUGACAAUGGUCCAGUGUUGAAAGCUAAAUACAUGGAUAUUUUACAGGAUGUCGCAAAUCGAAAACGAAAUGUAAUUACAAUUGAUUUAAACGAUCUUUACGAAUUUGAUCCAAGUGAUACUAAGCUCCUUUCGAAUAUCGAACAAAAUACGAAGCGCUUUGUUGAGCUCUUCUCUCAAUCUGUAGAUGCAUUGAUGCCUCCUCCUACCGUUGAUAUAAACUAUAAAAACGAGGUAUUGGAUGUAAUUAUGCAGCAGCGUCUUCAGCGCAACGAAAACCUUGAUCCUGAACAAAAGGGAUUCCCCCCAGAGCUCACGCGUGGUUAUGACCUUUAUUUUUACCCUGUGACUCGUAGUAAAAAGCCUUUCAGCGUUCGCGAUCUUCGCGGCGAAAAUCUAGGCUCUCUUAUCACUUUACGCGGCAUCAUUACGCGUACAAGUGAUGUGAAGCCAAGCUUAAUUGUAAACGCAUACACAUGUGAUCGCUGUGGUUAUGAAGUGUUUCAACAAAUCCGCCAAAAAACAUUUUUACCUAUCACUGAAUGCCCAUCCGAUGAAUGCAGAAAGAAUGAUGCAAAAGGUCAGCUUUUCAUGAGUACUCGUGCAAGCAAAUUUCUUGCUUUCCAAGAGGUCAAAGUUCAAGAACUGACAAAUCAAGUUCCGAUUGGCCAUAUUCCUCGUACAGUGACUGUUCAUUUAUAUGGAGCGAUUACCCGUACAGUGAAUCCUGGUGAUAUAGUUGAUGUUUCUGGUAUUUACCUACCCACUCCCUACACUGGCUUCCGUGCUUUGCGUGCUGGUCUACUCACUGAUACUUAUCUUGAGUGUCAUUCAAUUUCACACCUAAUCAAAAGCUACACCAAUAUUGAACGAACUCCUGAAACAGAGGCUACAAUUGCUGAGUUACACAAAGGUGGAAACGUAUACGAAAAGUUAGCAAAGUCGAUUGCCCCUGAAAUUUAUGGUCAUGAAGAUGUUAAAAAGGCAUUGCUUUUGCUUUUGGUAGGCGGUGUAACCAAACAUCUUGGCGACGGCAUGCGUAUUCGUGGUGACAUCAAUGUUUGCCUUACUGGUGAUCCUGGUGUUGCUAAAUCUCAGCUUUUGAAAUAUAUCUCCAAGGUUGCGCCACGUGGUGUGUAUACAACAGGCCGUGGUUCAUCAGGAGUUGGUUUAACUGCUGCUGUUAUGCGAGAUCCUGUGACGGACGAAAUGGUUUUGGAAGGUGGUGCUUUGGUAUUGGCCGAUAAUGGUAUAUGUUGUAUUGAUGAAUUUGAUAAAAUGGAUGAAAGUGAUCGUACUGCUAUCCAUGAAGUGAUGGAACAGCAAACCAUUUCUAUCUCGAAAGCAGGUAUAACUACUACCUUAAAUGCUCGCACAAGUAUCCUUGCUGCUGCAAACCCUUUAUACGGCCGCUAUAAUCCAAAAGUUGCCCCUAUUCAUAAUAUUAAUCUCCCGGCUGCUUUGCUUUCGCGUUUCGAUAUUUUAUUCCUCAUCCUUGAUACCCCUUCCCGCGAAACAGAUGAGCAUUUGGCUCAGCACGUUACCUACGUUCACAUGUUUAAUGAGCAACCCAAGAUGGAUUUUGAGCCCUUAGAUCCCUCCAUGAUUCGCCAUUAUAUUUCAGCCGCUCGGCAAUACCGUCCUAUUGUUCCUAAACAUGUAUGCGAGUAUGUGACUGGUGCCUAUGUUCAGCUUCGUCAGAACCAAAAACGUGACGAAGCAAAUGAAAGACAGUUUUCCCAUACGACUCCGCGUACGCUUCUAGGUAUUCUUCGUAUGGGUCAGGCGCUUGCUAGACUUAGGUUUAGCAACACAGUGGAAAUCAGUGAUGUUGAUGAGGCAUUGAGGUUGAUGGCUGUUUCUAAGUCUUCAUUGUAUGAAGAUUUAGACCCCGGUUAUCAUGAUACUACCAUUUCCUCUAAAAUAUACAAAAUUAUUAGAGACAUGCUCAACAAUGCUUCCAGCGAGGAAGAAAGUAGGUCUUCACUGCCUCUUCGCACCAUUAGAGAACGCGUUCUUGCGAAAGGAUUCACCGAAAAUCAUCUUCUGAACACAAUUCAGGAAUACACUGAAUUGGGCGUUUUACUUACUACGGAUAACGGACAAAAUAUUAUGUUUUUAGAUCCUGAUAUUAUGUACAAUAAUUUCACUCGUUAA